Messenger RNA from Rhopalosiphum padi (bird cherry-oat aphid), 3557 nucleotides. RefSeq lists its product as uncharacterized. Gene Ontology annotation, cellular component: chitin-based extracellular matrix. The record is from RefSeq and is a predicted model, not a curated record. The coding region runs from base 460 to 1629 and encodes 389 amino acids. Lineage: Eukaryota; Metazoa; Arthropoda; Insecta; Hemiptera; Aphididae. Gene Ontology annotation, molecular function: structural constituent of chitin-based larval cuticle. The transcript has 3 exons.
UUCGUCACGCGACAACCGUAUAGUGUAUAAUAUUGGUACGCGCGACGACGACGUCACCCGCGCACACGUCGCCGACGUUAGACUCGCGUCCCGUUCAAUAAUAACAAUUUUCCGUUCGCGGUUCUGCAAUUUAUAAAAUAUAUAUAUAUAUUGAUUUACUCGGUAUUGCCGGCCGUCAGUCGUCAAGACGCACGCGACCGGCUACACAACAGCACGUUUAUUUCGGUAUCAUAUUUUAUUAUUAUUUAUAAUAUUAUAUUAUAAAUAAUAAUAAAAUAACAACAAUAUCGCCGUCCGUCGGGUACGUCUGUACGUUUCCGCCGUCGAGUGGCACACUAUAAUAUAACCACUGUAUACACGCGCACGUGGUAUACCAUUAUAUGCCCCGCACUUUACACGAUUCGUUUUUAAUGGGAUCGCAAUAGCCGUCCGUCAGUGUCGCUCCCGCAGCCACCAAUUAUGUCGACUCGGGCCCGUGAUGUGACAUCCCUCGCUGAUGUUCGGCGUUCGUCGAGAGCAGCCCAUUUCACGUACGUGUUCUACUGCGUGUUCCAGCUUGCCAUUUUGGGAACAGUAGCAUCCAAAAUUGAUGGAGGAUGGGACACGGAGCCAAACACACAAUACCAUAUACAGACGGACGAGGGGCCCGAAAGGUAUUUCAAGUAUCAAACCAUUAGUGGUCAGUACCGUAAAGAGAGGCGACUACAAGAUGGAAGUGUGGUCGGAACUUACGGCUGGGUAGACGCAGAUGGGUAUUUGAGGCUUAACGACUACGUAGCCGAUUCGAAGGGUUACAGAAUAGUGAAGAACAAGAAGCUGUUCGUCGGCACCCAGACGCCCGUCGGACAGGCCGUUUCGGUGGCCAAGUACACGGCACCGGUGGCUGGCACGGCCGUUUCGGCGUCACCGUACCGGUCGGCCACGGCCACGGUCGUUAACCGGCCGGCGGCUGUCGUAGCGAUCACCCCAGCGCCGCCCAGGGAAUCGUCGUGGCGCGGCUCGCCGUUCGUGUAUCCGUCCGACACUCAAUCGUCGCCACUGCGAUUCCCCGCGGGUGGUUCGCCACCGCGUUCAGUGGCGUCACAGUUCCGGCGGCCGCAGCCGAGCAGCACACCGUCGCCCGCCGCCGAAUACUAUUCCGUGCGGCCGGUGGACGUCAACUCGAUCGCGGCCACCGGCGAUAGCGGCGACGGCGACGAGGACGCGCGACGGCCUUACCGACGACGGUCGUCCUCGUCCACCACGGUCACGGCCUCGGCGUCCACGGCCGCGGAACACCAGCCGCUGUACGAACAACCGUUGCGGCCGCACACGUUCCGGCCGGCGUACCGGAAGGUGGUGGACUUGUCGGCCGGGACCACGCCGGGACCGCCGACGGAACAGUCCGAGUACGACGGCGUGUCGUUCGUCCGGAACGGCUUCAAGUACUACCUGCCCCGGCACUACCACGAGGAACAGUCGGACGACGCGGGCGACACGCGCGCCGGCAGCUUCGGUUACGUGGACCCGUUCGGCAUCAGGCGGGUGGUCUACUACAACACGGCGCCCGGCACUGGGUUCGUGCACCGCAAGAACAACCGUUACGUGGGCCUGGACGCCGAGCCCUACGACCCGCGCCCGUCCCAGUGAUCUACGUCCACGUAGGUCCGGUCCGGUCCGAUCAAUAGGUCGUCGCCGGGUUAGGUGGUGUCUGCACGUAAUACGCGUGUAUAAUACUAUUAUACAGCAGAACCGUAACAAACCAUAAUCACGCAGCCGCGAGCCGGGGGACGCGCGCGCAUAAAAUAAUAUUGUAGUCGUGUGACCAGUGGCGUGUUUGGACCUAGGCACACAUGUCCAACUCGAGGGGGCGCCGGGGCUUUUAUAGUUGCAUUAAAAAAAAAAAAAAAUACCGGACAAUUAUUUUCAUUUUUUUUUUUUUUUUUAUUUAAAGUAUAUUUAUGUUGAAAAUAAUUUGACUUUAAAUACGGAAAAAAUAUUUCAUAGCGUCAAAUUCUUUCUCACUACCACUAUAUAUUUUAAUAGUUUAAUCUCUGCGUUUAAGGAGACCCCUAUACUUCCUAUAGGCCUUAGGGCCAAUACGUUUCAUAAUACGCCACUGGUUAUAUACACCGUUGCGUCAUACACAUAAUAUAUACGUAUAUAAUGUCGUAUAGACGAUGACGGUUGUAUUAUUAUUACUAUUAUGCACACGAGCCAUAACACAAAGUUUAGUUUAAGAGUACGCUUUCCUCCGGUGCAGCGACGCUCGUAGGUACCUAAGUAGUUGUAAUGAUGAUUAGUGUUAAUGUUUUAUUUUUUUCUCUCCUCUUAUUACUAUUUUCUUUUGUCGCCUAUAUAAUAAUAAUAAUGAUUUAGAACUUAACUAUAGACGUAGCGCGUCGUUAUAUAUAGAAAAACUCGCAAUUUAUUAGAAUAUUAUACUACACACUCGGAGACUAUAGGUGGGCGUGCGUUACGACUAGAGACUUGAUGCGGACCGCACAGUAAAAUACGUAAUAUUAUGUGUAUAAUUAUUUUCAAUACAUCGCCAUUAUAAAAAAAAAAUAAUGUCACCGUUCUUAACGGUGGUGAUAACCAGUAUAGGCUGAGUUUAGACUAUAUAAGCACUAAUCAAAGUGCAGGAUAGUAAUUUAUUUUAACUAUUAUAAUAGGUGUUGCAGCGCGCAGUGUUGUAUUAAUAAAAUGAGUAGAUGAAACAGAUUGACCGCCGAUGACGAUAUUUAUAAUAUUUUGUCAGUUGCUGAGAGUCAAAAAUCGUUCUAAGGAAUUAUUUUAUGAUUUCGAAUAAAACAAUUCUUUUGUUUUAUUGAUAAAAAUAUUGAUACAAUAUCCGUAGUGUAUCUGAAUGGUCCUAAAUACAUCACUGGAACGUUGCGGCACGUAUUUUUGCAUAAAAUAAUUCAAGUAUUUUCAUCAAUCAAACGUUAAUACGAAUUACAUAUUUAAGUCUCUUUUUAUAACUAUGCCUCAAUCUCGUUUAUGUGUGCACAGCUAGUCAAAAUGAGUAUAACUUUAAUUUUAUUUAUUAAUUAAACGAUCAAUGUAUUUUAAUAUCUGUUUUUCGAGGCUACUAUUUUAUACCGUAGAUCCGCCGCAUCGCCUGAUCAGAAUUAUCGCGUAUAAUCAUAUUUGGUACUCCCAAAUACUAGGUAAUAGGUAUUAUCUAUUCGAGUUAAUGUAUAUUUUUUUUUUAACUAUAAUGAUACAUUGUCAAAACAGUUCUCGUCCGGUCUAAGCGGACUUGAAACAAUAGAAUCACCAAUGUUGAAACCUGUGAAUGUAAUAGGUACGAAUCUCACAGAUUGCACAACUACGGGUGAUUAUUAUAGCCAUUGUGUACCACAGCCAAUAAAUCUAUACUCCAUUGUCUUCAAUCGGCAACUGUUUGCCAUAGUAAAUUACACUUAUUAUAUAGUAUUAUUUUAGAAAUUCUUGUAAAAAUGUGCCACGCAAGCGUGCUCAAUGUUGAGCAAAUAUUAAUUUAUUUUAUACGUUUAAUUAAAUAGUUAUUGAAUUAUACUAAUAUGUUACUAAUAUACGUACAAAUCAGCGUU